Molecule: messenger RNA, 2539 nt
Organism: Mercurialis annua (annual mercury)
Lineage: Eukaryota; Viridiplantae; Streptophyta; Magnoliopsida; Malpighiales; Euphorbiaceae
Product: inorganic pyrophosphatase TTM2
Exons: 12
Coding region: 330-2276 (648 amino acids)
Cellular component (GO): cytoplasm
Molecular function (GO): kinase activity; ATP binding
Source: RefSeq, a predicted model, not a curated record
UCCUCUAGAGUUCACAUCUGGGCCAUUCUCGUGCAGUUGCACAUUCUCUCUACAACUCAAACUCUGCAUUCAUCAUUCUGAUUUUGUUUUAAAAAAUAUAAAAAUCAGAUACCUUUUGUACUGGGAAAAUGAAAUAUUAUAUCUUUAUUUUAUUUUUAUGAGACCGACCUUUAUAAAGAGUAUAAUUACUGCGGUUUCUUGUUAUGUGGUGUAUUUUUUUGCUUUAAAAUCACUCACUCAUUGCCCCCAUUAUUAAAGAACUGUAAUUUCAGCAAGUUACUUCAUAUUUGAUUUGAGGAAGGCAGCAUAUUCUUUUAAAGGCCCAAGUUAUGUCUGGCGCUGAAUUGCACCAGAAAAAGCAGGGCCUUUUGAAAGACCAAGUCAGGCUGACUAAGAGGAAGGACUGUGACCGCUAUGAGAUUGUUCCAAUCCAACAGAAUUAUACAUUUGAGAAAGGAUUCUUUUUAUUCAUUCGUGCAUGCCAAUUAUUAGCCCAAAAAAAUGAUGGUAUUAUACUGGUAGGUUUAGCGGGUCCCUCAGGGGCCGGGAAGACUGUCUUCACAGAGAAGGUACUCCAUUUCUUGCCCAGUGUUGCUGUCAUAUCAAUGGACAACUACAAUGAUGCUAGCAGAAUUGUAGAUGGAAAUUUUGAUGAUCCGCGCUUGACUGACUAUGACACACUGCUGAAGAAUGUGCAAGAUUUAAAGGAUGGAAAAGCAGUUGAAAUUCCAAUUUAUGAUUUUAAAUCUAGCUCGCGUGUUGGAUAUAGGAGUCUUGAAGUCCCAACUUCCCGUAUAGUUAUUAUUGAGGGCAUCUAUGCUUUGAGUGAAAAGCUGCGACCUAUGCUAGACCUGCGAGUAUCAGUUACAGGAGGUGUUCAUUUUGACCUUGUAAAACGAGUUUUACGGGACAUCCAACGCGCUGGCCAAGCACCAGAGGAAAUUAUCCAGCAGAUAUCUGAGACGGUAUACCCGAUGUACAAAGCUUUUAUUGAGCCAGAUCUUCAAACAGCGCAUAUAAAAAUCAUAAACAAAUUCAACCCUUUCUCUGGUUUCCAGAGUCCAACUUACAUACUGAAGUCAGCAAAGAAGGUGAAGGAGGACCAGAUUAAGGCAGUUCUUGCUGAACAUACAGAGACAACAGAGCAGACUUAUGAUAUAUAUCUCUUGCCACCUGGUGAAGAUCCCGAAUCUUGUCAGUCAUACCUGAGAAUGAGGAAUAAAGAUGGAAAAUAUAAUCUCAUGUUUGAGGAAUGGGUCACCGACAAUCCAUUUGUAAUUUCUCCAAGGAUUACAUUUGAAGUUAGUGUGCGGCUUCUUGGUGGGUUGAUGGCCCUGGGAUACACAAUUGCAACCAUCCUUAAAAGAAGCAGCCAUGUUUUCUCUAAUGAUAAAGUGUGUGUGAAAAUUGAUUGGCUAGAACAACUAAAUCGCCAAUAUAUUCAGGUGCAAGGAAGGGAUCGGUUGGCGGUGAGAUGUGUUGCAGAGCAGCUAGGUUUGGAAGGUUCAUAUGUUGCACGUACUUAUAUAGAACAGAUUCAACUGGAAAAGCUUGUAGAUGAAGUUAUGGCUUUACCAGAUGAUUUAAAGAUGAAACUCAGUCUAGAUGAGGAUUUAGUUUCAAGCCCCAAAGAAGCACUUUUGCGAGCCUCCGCUGAUAGGGUUGCCAUGAGAAAUAAGCACCUUAAAAGUGGUAUGUCACAUUCAUAUUCAAAUCAGAGGGACAAAUCCAAGUUUCCUGGACUUGCUGACCGGAGAUAUGAUGAAAGAACUUCAGACUCGCCAGCAAUCCUAGCAAACCAGGGAAUCCUUGCUCAACUAUCAGAUCAGAUUUCGUCGCUAAAUGAAAGAAUGGAUGAGUUCACAACCUGCAUGGAAGAGCUGAAUUCCAAAUUGAAUCAUAAAAGCUCUCCCAGCCAACAGAAUUUGGCCCUCCAAGCUGAAGCUUGUAAUGGCACUGCUCCGACUUGGUACUUCCUCUCCGGUUUGAGCAACGGUUCUUUGACUGGACCGAAAUUAUCUAAUUCCUCAUCUUCCUCCCAGUUGGUCAAGGAAUCACCUUUAAUGGAGGAGAUUUCUGGAAUUAUGCGGGGACAACGUCAAGUCAUGCAUCAGUUAGAUGCGUUAAGUAAUCUCCUUCGCGACAACGUUGGAGAGAGGUCUCGGCAAGCAAGAACAAACAAGAGAAGCAUGUUUGCAGACUUUGAGAUCACGAAAGUCGCUCUUAUUUUGUCAGUUGGUGUUGUAGGAUUCACUAUAUUUCGGAGGAUGUUCUAGCCUAUACCGGUAGAGUUUAAACGGAUUCAAAUUUUCAUUUCUUCAACCUUAAGAAUUUUUCCAUAAUUCACUCUUUAGGAUCUUACCAAAAGGUGUUAUGUGAUGCUAACCACCCGGCAAAGUGAAAUGUAUUAAUCAUUGAGUAAAUUUAGGUCGGAGAAGUGGUUGGAGGGCAAUGAGGCUCUCCCUGCUAAUCUGUAAUGCAGCGGCUUGUGAUGUUCUACAUGGUAAACAAUAAUAGCAAAAAAUAAAUACAAAUUAAA